GCGACGACACGAACUGACUGCGCUCAUACAGAGGGCAUCCAGCAUGGAUUAUCAAAACAGAGCAGGAAACAAAGGCGCCGGUGUGGCUGGUGCUAGCGAGGCGAACGUGGAUCGUAGGGAGCGGCUGCGCAAGUUGGCGCUCGAGACCAUCGACAUUGCAAAGGAUCCCUACAUUUUACGCAAUCACCUCGGAUCGCUCGAGUGUCGGCUGUGCCUUACGUUGCACACCAACGAAGGGUCCUAUCUCGCGCAUACACAGGGAAAGAAGCACCAGACAAAUUUAGCACGGAGAGCCGCGCGAGAGGCAAAGCUGAGCAACUCGUUCGCCGACGCUCAGCGCCUCCUCACUGGCCCAGGCACCGAAUCUCAAAAGAAGCACUUUCUCAGCAUAGGUUCGCCGGGUUUCAAGAUCACAAAGGUGCGCGAGCCACUCAUCAACCUGCCGACAGGAGACAACAGCGCGCGCGAAGACGUCGGAGGAAGAGUCGGUAUGCUGUUUCAGAUUCAACUUCCAGAGAUCAAGGAGGGUGUCAAGCCAAUGCAUCGCUUCAUGAGUACAUUCGAACAGCACAUCGAACCACAAAACCGAGCUUGGCAGUAUCUCGUCGUGGCGGCAGAGCCCUAUUCGAGCAUCGCAUUCAAGCUUCAAGCAAGAGCCAUCGACAAGUCCGAAGGUAUCGUUCUUUCUGCCGCACCCGGAAGUCGUCCUAGGGAAGAGCCGGGAACCUGGUCAUUCUGGGACCCUGAUGUAAAGACAUAUACCAUUCAAGUCAUGUUCCAAUAGCUGCCAUUCCAAUGUGUAAUUUUACCGUGCAACCUUGAGCUGUUCUUUCGCAGAGUCCUAACAAUUCUUGG
Molecule: messenger RNA, 855 nt
Organism: Acaromyces ingoldii
Lineage: Eukaryota; Fungi; Basidiomycota; Exobasidiomycetes; Exobasidiales; Cryptobasidiaceae
Exons: 4
Coding region: 44-784 (246 amino acids)
Biological process (GO): spliceosomal complex assembly
Cellular component (GO): nucleus; U2-type prespliceosome; U2 snRNP
Molecular function (GO): nucleic acid binding; zinc ion binding
Source: RefSeq, a predicted model, not a curated record